This is a messenger RNA of Gambusia affinis (western mosquitofish), 8789 nucleotides long. It is a transcript of the gene kirrel3b, whose product is annotated as kirre like nephrin family adhesion molecule 3b. The record is from RefSeq and is a predicted model, not a curated record. NCBI's taxonomy places the organism in Eukaryota, Metazoa, Chordata, Actinopteri, Cyprinodontiformes, Poeciliidae. Gene Ontology annotation, cellular component: cell-cell junction. The transcript has 22 exons. Gene Ontology annotation, molecular function: cell adhesion molecule binding. Gene Ontology annotation, biological process: synapse assembly; cell-cell adhesion. Bases 729 to 3071 code for a protein of 780 amino acids.
UGUGCUGUUUUCCAGCUUUCCGAGGGCUGGAUGUGGUUCAGACUUCUGUUGACUACACUUUUAAGCUGCACUUCUCCUACUCGAACUGAGAUGCAUUGAACUUCUGCUCAGCGGAGGCGCUCACUGUCGCUCUUGUCUGUUUACACAGUACAGCAAAGCAUUGGUGCUGAGUGAAGUAGAAGACGUGCUGGGCAGCAGUAUAGAUGAGAACGGAAGGUAAUUGUGCAGUCUUCACUAGCAAUCAGGAGGUGCAGAGGGCCUCAUGAGGGAAUGGAUGCAAAGGUGGUUAGUGGCAUGAGCUAAAGAGGAAUUUUUCUUCUGCCUUUCCCUGCCAUUGCUUGAUGCAAGGGCCAGCUUGAGUAGAAAGACAUACUGUGGCCUGUGUUGAAGAAAACUUCUCUGCCUUUGCUGAAUAUCACCCCAGUUUGUCUACAUGCACUAUUGAUAUUCUAGCUGCACAAUCGGAUCACCAGGCUUGAUUGGAAUGAAAUCUGGGGCAUCGGCGGCAGAGAUUCACAUCUCCUGAGAAUCAUCUGACUGACAAAGAUUGAGUGGAUGUCCUUCCCUGAAAGACAACUGGAGCGAGGACCCCAGUCUCUCACUGAGCCGCUGCCACCCAGACAGCCAGGCUGAGAGGCAGAGAGGGAGGCAGCGAUGGAGGGAGGAGUCUGGCGCUCCAUCCACUGACUGCUGUGUGUGCUGUUUUGACCUCUCCGAUCUCCCCUGCCAUGAUCUCCUGGGUGCUCCUGCUCCUGUGGAUCUCCGGACAUAGGGUGGAGGCCAUGUUUUCCCAGCAGCCCGAGGACGUGGUUGCAGUGGCGGGUCAGCCGGUGACGUUAGCAUGCACCAUCCCCGGAUACCAUGGUGUUGUCCUGUGGAUCAAAGAUGGACUGGCACUGGGAGUUGGCAGAGACCUCUCUGGCUAUCCACGUUACACAGUGAUUGGCGACCAUGGCUUAGGGGAGCAUCAUUUGCGCAUCCAGCGUGUCGAGCUAAUGGACGAUGCAGUGUUUGAGUGCCAGGCCGUCCAGGCUGCUAUGAGGUCCCGUCCUGCCCGGCUCACUGUGCUGGUACCCCCAGACGACCCAGUCAUCGGUGGCGGACCUGUAGUGAGCCUGAGAGCUGGCAAUCCUCUAAACUUGACGUGCCACGCUGACAAUGCCAAACCUGCGGCAUCCAUUAUCUGGAUCCGGAACGGAGAGGUCCUUAACGGGGCCAUGUACUCCAAGGUAAGCACUGAGACAUUACUCCGAGAUGGCAGGAGAGAAAGCACAGUGAGCACACUCUACCUUUCGCCUUCCAACAUCGAGACCGGUCAGCAGAUCACCUGCAAGGCCUCCAACAAGGCAGUGCCCGAUGGCAAGGAGACCAGCGUCACUGUUGACAUUCAGCAUCUCCCUCUUGUCAAUCUCUCAGUGGAGCCUCAGCCCGUUUUGGAGGGCAACCUUGUGAAAUUCCACUGCUCUGCAAAGGCCAACCCUCCCGUUUCGCUCUACAGGUGGGCCAAAGGUGGGAACAUGCUUAAGGAGGUCUCUGGGGACACCUAUGAGGUUAUCGUGGACCACUCAUUCUUCACAGAGCCUGUUUCUUGUGAAGUUACUAACUCACUUGGCAGCACCAACGUCAGUCGGAACGUCGAUGUCUACUUUGGGCCUCGUAUGGCUGCCGAACCUCAGUCCUUGCAAGUUGACCUUGGAUCUGAGGCCAUUUUCAACUGUGCUUGGACGGGAAACCCUUCUCUGACUAUAGUGUGGAUGAAAAGAGGCUCUGGAGUGGUUCUUAGCAAUGAGAACCUACUAACUUUGAAAAACGUGAGGCAAGAGGACGCAGGGAAGUAUGUGUGUCGUGCUGUCGUCCCACGUGUCGGAGCCGGGGAGAAGGAAGUUUCUCUUACCGUAAAUGGGCCACCUACUAUAUCCAGCACACAGACUCAGCAAGCAUUACAUGGAGAGAAAGGUCAAAUCAAAUGUUUCAUUCGGAGCACACCUCCACCAGACCGCAUUGCCUGGUCCUGGAAGGAAACUGUUCUGGAGUCUGGAACCUCUGGCCGCUACACUGUGGAGACUGUCAACACAGAGGAGGGAGUCAUUUCAACACUUACCAUGAGCAACAUCGUCCCAGCCGACUUUCAGACCAUCUACAACUGCACAGCAUGGAACAGCUUUGGCUCUGACACAGAGAUCAUACGCCUUAAGGAACAAGGUGGGAGCCAAGAAUCUCUCCCAGUGGCUGUGAUCAUCGGCAUCGCCGUGGGAGCUUUCGUCGCCUUCAUUGUCCUAAUGGGCACCAUCAGCGCGUUCUGCUGCACCCGCUCCCAGAGAAAGGAAGUGCACCUGGUUAUGCCCUCACUGCCCGUCUCCAUCUGUGCUCACCAGAGAGAAGUUGCAAGCAAAAUUAAGACAGAAAAUCUGAAGGGAGUUGUGUCUGCAAAGAACGACAUCCGGGUGGAGAUUGUGCACAAAGACCACAAUGCGGCACGGGAAAAUGAAGAACACAACUCCAUGAAACAGCUGAUGGUGAGUGUUGAACGAGGAGAGUUCCAGCAGGAAUCUGUUCUGAAGCAGCUGGAGGUGUUACAAGAGGAGGAGAAGGAGUAUCAGCACAUUAAGGACCCUACAAAUGGAUAUUACAGUGUCAACACCUUCAAAGAACACCACACGCCUACCAUGACGGGGAAUCAGACCGCUGAGGUGAGGAACUCCACCAACACUGGUACCCUCGGCAAGCAGAGAGUGCCAACAGGCAUGUCCUUCACCAACAUCUACUCCACACUGGGGGCAGGCCCUAACCGCCUGUACGACUAUGGCCAGCGCUUUGUGCUUGGCAUGGGAAGCAGCUCCAUCGAGCUCUGCGAGCGGGAGUUUCAGCGUGGUUCGCUUAGCGACUCCAGCUCUUUCAUUGACACGCAGUGCGACAGCAGCAUCAGCAGCUAUAGUAAGCCGGAUGGAUAUGUGCAGUUUGAUAAAGACAGCAAGGCAUCUGCCUCUUCCUCUUCCCACUACUCCCAGUCAUCCUCACAGAACUCGGACCUCACCCGGCCCCUCCAGAAGCGGAUGCAGACCCACGUCUGACCGCUAGAGAGGGAGGGUGUUUGGAUGAGGAGCAACAAGCAGAAAGGAUUGUAAAACUGUUAAAGAUUCCACCUGCAGGAUCCCCUGAAGUAUCAGUGUUUGUAAAAAUUUCCUAUGGGACGCUCAAACAACGACUGGGUUUGAUGGACCUUGUGACCUGCUUAGACAUCAAAAUGUCCCCAAAAAACGAAUCAAGAAGCCUUAUAUUUCCUUCAUGUUUAAAUCAUCAUUCCUCUCUCCCUUUUUUUUUUUUAACCCAAAAUACAGAUGUGCCACUGAGAGCUUAUUUGCCAAUACAGACACUACAAGUCUGGAAUUUAACUUGCAACACUUGGUUUCUACAUUCAGAUUGUUAAGGAAUCAGAGAGCAUGAAUUCAAGGCUUUGUGUGACAAUCAGCUCUGCUGGCAUGGACCAAAUUUUGCUUUCUGAAGACUGUGACACAGAGAAAAAGUGAACAUUCAGCGCAGCACUCUGCACAAACUGCCAGACAAUGAAACAAAGCCAACAUCCUGCUGCCCUCUUGUAGUUUAAAGCACAACAAUGAAUGUGCAUGUUAUUUUCUGUCUGUUAAAUUUACAACUUGCAACACUUCCUCCGUGCCCGUUCACACUGUGUGCUAAGGUUAAGUUGUUGCAGGUGGAGAACUUUAAAAAGAACGCCUAUUUUCCCCGUCUUUUUCUAUAUCUGAGCUUCACAAGAAGAAGAGCUAAGAUCUCAAUUGAAUUUUCUGAGUCAUGUUUUCACUUUGACGCGGCGAUAAAAGAACAUCAGUGUCCACUUUCAAACAUCUAAUUUUUUGACUCAUUUUCCACAUAGCGCAGAAAUAUACACAAGCGCCUCUUAAUGUCUAUAUCUAUUUUGCCUUGAGGGUCUGUUUUGAACUGGGUCAUUGCUAACUUACUAAGAGAGAUAGACAAACACUAUCAGCUGUCCAGCUUAUGUGGAGCUGCAUCCAAUAUUAUGUUUUAAUACCCAAUCUAGUUCCGAGACACAUAAAAGAGGAAAGCUUACAAGCUACAACUUGCAUUGCAUUUGUCAGGUUUUUUUCUUCUAAAUCUAAAGGUCAUCAACAACACUGAUAAAUAAAAAAUAAACAUAAUAUUCUAGCUACUAGUGUGAAUAUCCCAUUAGUAUUGUCAGUAUCACUGUUGACACUGGGGCUUAGUGCAUCCUGACUGUAUAACUACCAGUGAUUGUGCUGGUCGAACAUGACAAACAGAGACGGUUUUAUUUAUUUUUCUGUUUUUAUGUUGGCUAUGCUUGUAAACACAAUCGUUCUUUUUAGGGGGCUUUAUGGGAAAACCCAGACUAUUCUCCAGAGAAUGUUUUUAAAAUUACCAAACCCUGCGAUUUCAAAUAGGUGAUAAGCCAAAGCUAUUGAUUAUAUCCAUUUCCUUCUAACCAGAACCAACAAAGUCAUUUGUUUUUUGUUUUGACUGCAUUUUUAAAGCAGAUGUAGAAAAAAAGACAUCAUGGCUUCCAAAAGUGUUUACACCACUUUAGCAGUUAUAUGUUUUUUUUUACAACUAUUGGCUUUAAUGUAUUUUAUUGGGAUUUCAGGUGAUAGACCAUCACAUAGUAAAACUAAAUAUGAAGCAAAACGAAAAGGAUGUUUGUAUUUUAUGCUAUCUAUCUUCUCAUCAAUUCUGAUCAGCUUAUUAUAUUUUUCUGUUGUAUUCAGGGCAAUAUACAGUUUUUGUUUUCCUUUACACAUAAAGUAUAAAGUCCAUAGAAUUAAGCUUUUGUUUCACCUUGGCAGAUUCGUCCUCUACAUGGCUAGUGGGAAAUUUUAAAAUGGACUUCUUAUUGCCUUUUAUGUUUUCACCCUUCCAUACAGACCAAAUUUGUAGAGUGCGUGACUAAUAAUAGUCCUGUUGACAUACUCCUAACUGAGCUGCUCCUUGAAAAUUACCUCAUGCUCGCUUCUCUGAUUAAUGCUGUCAUUGUUUGGAUUGUUAGGUGGAAAGCCCUACUCAUUCUAUUUCUGGUUGAUAAAAUGGACAAUGGUCUUGAAGACUUUCAGAGCUUGUGAUAUUGCUUUAGAACUUAUCCCUGCUUGAGUACAUUCCCCAAUUUGAUGACGGACAAGUUCGCCGUGUUCCUUGGACUUGAUGAUGCUGCUGUUUUUCUUAUUUUUUCACUAACAUCUGAGGCCUUCACAGAACAGUUGGAUUUAUACCGCAGUUAAAUCACACAUCAUUGGAGUAUAUGUAAUAAGUAGGUGACUUCUGAUUGGAAUUGAUUGCACGUUAUUUUAUUUAUUGAAUACUUUACAGUUACAUACUGAUGUGUGGUGGUCUAUGAUAUAAAAGCCCAAUGAAAUGUAACAAAGGUAGUUUUUCAUAAUGCGACAAAAACUUCAAGGGGUAUGAAAAUUUUUUUGUGAGGCACUGUGUAUUGUGGAGUACAUCAAGUAUAAUACGAACAUACAAACCUUCAUGUUUUCCUGCAUUUCAGAGGUUUACCCUGGUUUUAUCUUGGAAUUACAUUUGCUUUAAUUAUCUCAAUAUUUUGAGAGAUAAACUACUGGGAUUCCUGGAACAACAAAACACUCUCAUAAAGCUGGACCACUUUGGCUGAUAAUAUUUUCUUUAAAAUUACAUAAAAAAUAUGUUACAGACCAUAAAUGGAUUUCAGAAUGUCCUAUCUAAUUCAGCAGUUUGUUUUUUUUUGUUUUUGUUUUUUUACUUUGUUUGCACUGCUGGAGGCAGUUCACUUGGAUGAUCCUGCGUGAGCUUGAAACUUCCAGUUUAUGAAUCACCAAGCACCGUAUUAGAACAGAAGCAAGUUGUUGUUGUAAGCACUUUACACAUGAUCAUAUUCAAGGUAUUUGAAUGGGCUUUUUCCACUUAAGAGGCAGCGGUUUGGACUAAUUUUACAAAUGGAUUGGUGCCCAUUGUACAGCUUAAGACAAAAAGCUCUGUUUCAAUGCUGAUAAUCCUGCUUGGUACUUAGCAGACUGUAUAUAAAUCUGUAAUACUGUCUUUCUCUGUAUAUAUUUAUUUAUUUUUUUUCUUUUUCCUGGUUUUCAUUUCUUUUUCUCAGAUUUCUCAACAGCACAUUAGCUGUAGAGACAAACAAGCAUAUGGUAUCAAAAUUAUACAGAGAGACAACAAUGUUCUCUUUGUUUCCUUUCCAAAAAUUUCAUCAAGCCUGCCUAUUUCUCACAAAUUACUCUGACAGCUCACAGGAGCUGCUUUCUCUUUCCAGAAGAUCUCCUUGGGAAAACCAACACUGCACACACGAGGCUCUAAGAUGAGCUUAGGCAGGGACAGCUUUAAAGUGAGAAUCAGUAAGAGGUUAUUAUUCUGUCAGCCGAUGGGAAAGAUGCCCAGAUGCUUAGCAAUAUAUUGCAUUCAGCACCGUGAUGACUGUCAAGAAUGUCUGUCAUUUAAUUUUUUUAGCCAUUAAAUUUUCUUAGUCCUUAGGAGUGCAAGAUAGUUUUAUUUUAUUUGUAGUAAUUGGAUCUAACAAGGUUCCUAAACAGAAUGAAAAAAAUAUUUAUUUUUGUCCAGGUUUGGACUGGUACGAAACAGACAUUAUUCCCGUCUCUGUUACCUACAUGUUUCCAUCCAUCCAUCCAUUCUGCAGGUUCCAAAUUAGAAAUGUAUUCUGUACAUCCAUAGUGAACAUUUACUAAAUUUCAAAAAUUGGCAAAUGUUUAUGUAAAACCUCAGAAAAUUCAAGUCUGAAAAAGUAUGAAAUUUUGACCAACACCAAUGUAUAUUAACACUAAACUGCAGUAACUGAAUUGAACUAUACACUGUAUCUUCUUUGGCACAUGUGGCUUUAAUCUAUAUUAUCUGUACAUAUUAUGAAUUCUUUUGUAACACUACUUUACAAAAGUUAUCAGAGCUCUGAUUUUUAGCAACCUUCAGCUUGUGCACAGGAAAACUUUGCCAUCCUCUAUGAACUGCAGCUUCUGUUCUGAUCCAAGCCUAAUACAUUUUUCCAGUCCAACGAAUCUCCUGCACUGCAAACAGAUAAAUAUUUGAUUGGCCUGCCUUCUGUCUCGUUCACCCCUAAAGGAUGAACAUAACGGCUAUUGCGGGCACAGAAGUACUACAGGAUUUGAGUGUCAUAUUGGUCCCUGGGAACCGAAGUCCAUGUUGGAAAACUUGUGCCCCAUUCACUUGUGGACAGCUCACCGGCUGGUGCUGCCUGUUUGCCUGGCUGCGAGCGCCAGACAGUUGCCAGGGCAUAACAGAUGAUUACACACAGAGACCCAGAACAAUUACAAGAGGUUGCUGCCCUUUUGUGAUAAAACAAGACACACCUCUUGGCGUGUAGGAUGCAGGAUAGUCCUUUAUUCAGGUAUGCUAAGGACAAGGCUCCAAUAACUCUUUUUAAGGUCUGAGCUCAUUAGCAGGGCACAGUGCUUACGGCACUACCAAUUUUGCUCAGUGUGAAUAAACUAGACACAAUGCAAAAAGAAAUACAAAACAAUCCGGUGGUCAAUAUCUUGCCAUUGAUUGCAAACCGAAUCCCAUCAUCUAUGCUCUCCCCUUGUGUAUGAUAGUUGUUAAUAUCUAUGGCAAAGCCCAUUAAAGCAGGUGCCAUUUGAGACAUUGAACUGAUCUUCAUAAACCUUUUAUAACUUGUAAAUGCUUUCUGUCUUUUUCUCUCUGUUUUUCCUUUCCUACCAAUCAAUACCUUGUUAGUACUAUGACAAAAUACAGGCAUAAGACCAAUACUAAACUAGUAUCUUCAGUUAUUCCUCGAGUUUUUGUUUUUAGUCUUCAGACCACUUCUAUAAUAAUUUGGGUUCAGGUUGAAAACUGAAAACAUGACAGAAAAAAGCAUGUUAAAGUCAAUUGUUCCAGUUCUCUGUGAUUGGUUGAGUUGUUUUGCUCUCCUGAUGAUGGCAAGAGGUUUCACUGGUACAUGACACAAGGUCAGAUAAAGUAAGUAUAGUUAUGGUAAAAAGACAGCAGGAACUCUGUCAGUUGUAAGGUUGUAGGUUGUGACCAGGUUCUGAAAGGGUUUAUAUUGUUCUUUAUAAUUGCCAUAUGUUAUUUACUUAAAAAUGACGACAAAAUAUGAAGGCGAAAAGCUAUGUACCCAAGGUAUGUACUUAAUACAUAAAACCCUGUAAUUUAAAGGGGUUGUACUUUCUUUUUACCAUGAACAUUCCAUAGAGCAGUGUAGGCUUCUAAUGUAGAUAACAUGGCUUACCUCCCAGGUUGUCGUGGUAUUUGAGGGCAGCUUUGCUGAUCAAAAUUAAAAAGUUAUGUCCAUUGAACAGCAGAUAUCUUCUUAAGUUUGCAUUGCAUUUUCAGCCAAUGCUGCAACCAACUGAGGUCUAUUUGAAAUUUGGUCUAUUCGUUUAUCUCUUGUUCAAAACCUUUAAAUGACUGGACUUUAAAAUGAAUGACGUAUGAAAACUUUACUCCAAUUUUGAAAACACAAGAAAGACCUGAGGGGGAUUGUGAAUGGUAUAGAAGGACGGACUUGUCCAUUCAACAAAGAACCACUGCUGCUGUAGAGGGUCAUUUUAAGAAUGUUAUAAAUAGUAACAAUGCACAUACAGUAACUUGAUGACAAGAAGGCAAGAUGUAAAUUCUUUCGGGUCAACCAUUAUUUUAGGCAGUGGCUGUCAUAUAUCUGUAAAGAGAAAAAAAAAAGAAAACAGUUGUAUUUUAACAGUACUGGUCUGUGAAUCUAUGAUGCUUUUUCUCUGUAUAUUUGGAAAAUAAAACUGAUGUUUGAGUUUGUG